Hibiscus syriacus is the source of this 1768-nucleotide messenger RNA. Its product is annotated as phosphatidylinositol glycan anchor biosynthesis class U protein-like. The transcript is spliced from 14 exons. Bases 95 to 1501 code for a protein of 468 amino acids. Gene Ontology annotation, cellular component: GPI-anchor transamidase complex; membrane. Lineage: Eukaryota; Viridiplantae; Streptophyta; Magnoliopsida; Malvales; Malvaceae. The record is from RefSeq and is a predicted model, not a curated record. Gene Ontology annotation, biological process: protein localization to cell surface; attachment of GPI anchor to protein.
ACAGUAACUUUGUAGUGAUUUUUAAUCUUCCUGCUUCUUACACUCAAAAUCAAUCACUCUUCGAGGAGGAAGAAGAAGAAGAAAAGCCAGAGAAAUGGAAAAGUUGAAGAAGAAAAUAAGAUCGUUUUCGUUUUGGAAUUGGGUGAUAGCCUCGAUCAUCUUCAGAUUGAUUCUAAUCUACUUCCCCAAGAACCUCAAUCUGUGUUCUCGUCCCGAAGUUUCCACUCCGCUCACCAGCUUCCGCCGCUUGGCCGAAGGUUACUGGUUAAAGCAGUCGUCUAUGUCUCCUUAUGCAGGAUCUAUGUAUCAUGGUUCACCUUUGUUAUUGUCACUUCUCGGACCUUUAACCGUCAAGAGAAUUGAAGGACAGCCUAACCAUCUUUUGUACAGUUUGGUUUCUGUGAUUGCAGAUGUUGUUAGUGCGAUGCUUAUACGUGCUACAGGGCAGAAUCUUCAGGUUGCCUAUUUCGGUACUUUGAAAUCGUUAGACCUUGUUAAACAAAUCGAACUUUCAGAGGUGCACUCUUCGGGGGAUGUUGCUGCUCUUAUCUAUUUAUGUAAUCCUUUCACGAUAGUUGCAUGUGUGGGGUUGUCAACAUCGCCAAUUGAAAAUAUGGCUGUUAUUUUGUGCCUUUAUGGAGCAUGUUCACGACUAGUUCCCUUGGCUGCUUUUGGGUGGGUGAUUGCAACUCAUUUGUCUCUUUAUCCUGCUAUUUUGAUCAUUCCGGUACACCUCUCUUUUGUUUUAGCUAUUUGUGAUCUUUUAUUAGGAUAUGGUCCAGACGCUCCUCCGAGGAAAUUGUUUCUGCAAAGGCACCAACAAAAAGGAUUGUCGAGUCAGUCGAAGCUCCCUCCUGGUUUCUCAUGGGGAUCAAUUAUUCAUUUUGCAUUUUGGGCACUUUUGUGGUCAGUCUAUGUGUUAGUCCUUUGUGGCAUUUCCUUGAAACAGUUUGGUGGUUUAUGGGAGAUGUUUAAAAGUACAUACGGAUUCAUCCUCACUGUGGAAGAUUUGUCCCCAAAUGUUGGUGUCUUAUGGUACUUCUUUGCCGAAGUUUUUGAAUUUUUCAGGAACUUCUUUUUGAUAGUUUUCCAUGUCAAUAUUUUAUUUAUGAUAUUGCCAUUAGCCAUACGGCUUCACCAUCGACCCUGUUACUUGGCUUUUGUAUACGUUGCCAUAUGUUCCAUGCUGAAGUCCUAUCCAUCAGUUGGAGAUUCAGCAUUGUACUUGGGUUUGUUGGGUUGGUUUGUUAACGAAUUAUCAGAUAUGCAGUUCUCUCUCUUCCUCUUCUGUGGAUAUGUUGGGGUUUCUCUUCUCAGCCCUGUCAUGCACAACCUAUGGAUAUGGAGGGGCACUGGCAAUGCAAACUUCUACUUUGCAACCGCUAUGGUUUAUGCUUGCUUGCAGAUUGUCUUAGUCGUCGAGGGUGUAAGUGCCAUGUUAAACCAUGACAGAAAGUUGAGAAGCCUAAUCCUCGACAAGCCCCGAGACGCCAAAUCUUGAGUUAUUUUGACCAUGCCACAUUUUUCCGGUUCUACCACGAAGAUUCUUCCCGGCAGGUUGGUGCCACCGUAUCUUUGCUCUCAGCACUGUUGUUUUUGCAUCAAGAUCAUGAUCGCAUGGGAUUCAUCGGAACUGAUCCUACAUUCAAUGUUUGUUUCGUAUGAAUGGUUAUGAUAAACUGAAAGUAGUGAGAAUUUUCUAUCACCAUUAAAGUCAUCAAAAUUCCUUCAAAAUUGUUGUUAAAACUUCAACUUUUCAAUAGAAAGU